Mandrillus leucophaeus (drill) is the source of this 707-nucleotide messenger RNA. RefSeq names its product EF-hand calcium binding domain 11 (gene EFCAB11). Gene Ontology annotation, cellular component: cytoplasm. The transcript is spliced from 6 exons. The record is from RefSeq and is a predicted model, not a curated record. Bases 84 to 515 code for a protein of 143 amino acids. Gene Ontology annotation, molecular function: calcium ion binding. NCBI's taxonomy places the organism in Eukaryota, Metazoa, Chordata, Mammalia, Primates, Cercopithecidae.
GCGUGGCCGCGUUAGGCUGCGAGCCAGGCCGGGGCAGCAGUGGGCGGUGUUUGGGGUGCUGGGGUUCGGUUGUUGCAGUCGCGAUGUUCUUCUCCGAGGCCAGAGCCAGGUCGCGGACGUGGGAAGCCAGUCCCUCGGAACACAGGAUGUGGGUGGAAGUAUUUAAGGCAUGUGAUGAAGAUCACAAAGGAUAUCUCAGCAGAGAGGACUUUAAAAUUGCUGUUGUAAUGCUGUUUGGGUACAAGCCCUCCAAGAUAGAAGUGGAUUCUGUGAUGUCUUCAGUAAAUCCAAAUACUUCUGGCAUAUUACUCGAGGGGUUUUUAAAUAUUGUCAGGAAAAAGAAGGAAGCUCAACGGUAUCGGAAUGAAGUAAGACACAUCUUCACAGCCUUUGACACAUACUAUCGUGGAUUUUUAACUUUGGAAGAUUUCAAAAAAGCAUUUAGGCAGGUGGCUCCCAAGUUACCGGAAAGGACUGUUCUUGAAGUAUUCAGGGAUCAGUUCUUUGCUCUUUGAAACAAGAUGAUCCAUCUCACACUGAAAGUUUCCUAUCGUGAAGUUCAGUGUCAUCUAGUCAAUGGAUGAAGUAUAAGUGUUCACAAUGGGAUUUCUACAACACAAAAAGAAGAGGCUGGAUAAAGAAGAUAAACUGAAUAUUGAAACUGUUCCUUUUCUAUUAAAAAAUAACAAAAAAUGUUUUCCCUGUAA